AUGGAGGGAGGAGCGCAAAAGCGCUCUUUGAGGUCCCUGGCCAUUGCGUCGGCCACUUUGGCCACCAUUUCAAUGAUUGCCACUGUCAUCACAGUUCCUUUGGUGUACCGCCACGUUCAGCAAUUGCAAUCAGUGAUGAACAAUGAGGUUGACUUCUGCAAGACCCGUUCUCGCGAUAUGUGGAGAGAAAUGGUGACAGUUCAGUCAUCAACUGGGGCGCAACCAGUCCGAAUUGCUCGUCGUAGCAAGAGAGAUAACUAUGGAGCUCAACCAAUUCAGGCGAGCCCCCCAUCUUCAAUGGCUGGAUCAUGCUGUACUUGUCAAGUUGGACCACCAGGACCACCAGGACCUCCAGGAAGAGACGGACGACCCGGAGCCCCUGGACGUCCAGGAAAUCCAGGACCACCCGGACGCGAUGGUGCUCUUCUUCCAGGACCACCACCAAAACCACCAUGCCAGAAAUGUCCACCAGGACCCCCAGGACCAGCUGGGCCACCAGGACCAAAGGGACUUCCAGGGCCUCAAGGAGAUCCAGGAAAUCCUGGACAAGACGGAGUUCCAGGACUUCCAGGACCGCCAGGACCACCAGGACCACAGGGAGCUCCAGGAGUUCCAGGAGAAAAGGGGCCAUCAGGAGAGCCAGGAAAAGUAAUCAAUGGAGCACCACCAGGCCCGCCAGGACCACCAGGACCACCAGGACCACAAGGACCACCGGGACCACCAGGAAAGGAUGGACAGCCUGGAAAGGCAGGACCACCUGGAUUGCCAGGAGAUCCAGGAGAGAAGGGAGCCGAUGGUUUACCAGGACCACACGGAGGAACUGGACCACGUGGACCACCAGGACAGCCAGGAUCAUGCGAUCAUUGUCCACCACCACGAACUGGACCAGGAUAUGCCCGACGUUAA
Messenger RNA from Caenorhabditis bovis, 906 nucleotides. Lineage: Eukaryota; Metazoa; Nematoda; Chromadorea; Rhabditida; Rhabditidae. The record is from the annotation of a GenBank genome assembly.